UAUGGUUUCAGUAUAGAAAAUCCGCCGGAAUGGCAACUUGGCGUUGCCUCCGCGCCUCCUCUCUCUAUCUCACGCGCCGCCGAAUCUCCGCGCUCUCCGUCGUCCUCUCUUCUUGUCACUGCGAUCACACCUUCCUACCCCAUAAGUCUCUCCCGCCGCUGCCGGGGUUCUCCUCUCCCCGGCGACUAUUCUCUUCUGUGUCCGAAAGAGAUUUUCCAAACCCGGAUUUAGGGUUUCGCGAAAUCUCUGGUGGAAUCAGCGAUGAAUCGUCUUUACCGGUUCUCACUGUUAUACAUUUUCUCGAUGGGUUCCAUCAAUUCACUGGCUUGCCUUGGUGGAUGGUGAUUGCUUCUUCUACUGUGGCUGUGAGGCUUGCGUUAUUCCCUUUACUCGUACUGCAACUAAGGAAGUUGAAAAGGAUCUCGGAGCUGUUACCUCAGUUGCCUACGCAGGGUUCAGAGCCUCUGUCAGCGGGGAGACUUGUUGACCAAUUUUCUAGUUUUCUUAAAGAAAGUCGAGCGAACCGGUGUCCGUCCUUGUUAUGGUUUUUUCCAUACCUAUCGGUCCAGUUCCCAUGCUUUUUCCUAUUGAUGACGAGCAUUCGGAAGAUGUCGUUGGAUGGUCAUCCUGGAUUUGAUUCUGGUGGUGCCUUGUGGUUCCAAAAUUUGAGUGCCUUCUCAGAAGGACUUUUUGGACCAGUCUUUCCAGUUUUAAUUGCUGGCUUACAUUACAUUAACAUAAAGGUUUCUUUUGACUCAUCCACAGUCCGUCAAACUUCUGGCCUUACUGGAUUUUUCAUAAAAUAUUACAAGUUAUAUUUGGAGAUCUUAAGCGUGCCUCUGGUUUUUGUUGGGUAUAUUGUUCCUCAGGGAAGUCUUGUGUAUUGGGUUACUAAUAGCUCAAUAAGUUUAUUUCAGCAUUUAUCUCUCAAGCACCCUGCUGUAGCAGCAAAAUUGGGUUUACUGGGCAGGAGUACCUCUUUAAGAGCUGAGGAUACCAUAGAGAUCAAUGGAGCUGCAAUAAACCUUGUGGAUUCUGACUCAAAAGGGCAAACAAUUUCUCUACAGAAUCUAACACCAGAAGAACUUCUUGCUCUUUCAGUUCAGCUCUUGUCAAAAGGUGAUAGAGAAACAUCAAUUCACUUGCUGAGAUUAGCUCUUGACAAGGAUCCUGAAUAUGUAAGAGGGUUGGUGCUUAUGGGGCAGGCUUUGUUGCAGAGGAUGGAGUUGUCAGAAGCUACUGAAUAUUUAGAGCUUGCUAUUUCCAAGCUUCUUGAUGGGCACGCCUCAAAAGUUGAGGAGGAUGCCGAGCUUUUAAUGCUUGCAUCCCAAUGGGCUGGUGCUGCAUAUGUACAACAGGGAAACAUGAAACGAGGAAUCAUACAUUUGGAAAGAGUCGCAAAACUGAAGGAACCCUGUGAGCAUAGAAGCAAAGAACAUUACUUUGAAUCAUUGCUGAUUCUAUCAAGUGCAUUGUACAGAGAAGGCCAAAAGGAGGAAGCAGCGAAGAUUCUGCGGUUGGUGGUUGAUUACAAACCAGAGUACGAGUAUCUGUUAGACCAAUGUGAAGACGAGAAUGAUUUGGUUGGUGAUCUUGUCAGCAGUAGAAGAGAGCGUUGAUCUGAAAUCGGUAAAUACUCCAUCCCAACCGGGCGGGUAUUCAUAAUUUGUUUGAAAGUUCUUACCUUGAAUUAUCUGCUUUUAGUUUCAGUUUGCUUGUCUGAAUAAUGAGUUCUUGUCCUGACUCCUGAAGCUUGAAAGCGUGUAAAAAUUAGGUCAAAUCUCUUAAAAAUAAACUAAUUAUUCUGAAA
Molecule: messenger RNA, 1810 nt
Organism: Tarenaya hassleriana
Lineage: Eukaryota; Viridiplantae; Streptophyta; Magnoliopsida; Brassicales; Cleomaceae
Product: ALBINO3-like protein 2, chloroplastic
Exons: 14
Coding region: 30-1619 (529 amino acids)
Biological process (GO): protein insertion into mitochondrial inner membrane from matrix; mitochondrial respiratory chain complex IV assembly
Cellular component (GO): mitochondrial inner membrane
Molecular function (GO): membrane insertase activity; protein binding
Source: RefSeq, a predicted model, not a curated record